UAAACAAAAACACAAGGAGUGGCUAUUCAGACUCCUCUAGAUCUCUAGAUUUACGAGUCACUGUUCUAAAAAUAUAAAGAAACGAAAUCUCUAAUUUCCGCUCUUAAAUGGCGUAUUUACGUCUCUUGGUAGCCCCACUGUCGGUCAGACUGUUACAAGUCAAGACAAGAUCAUCUGUCAUAAAGUGUCAUCAUCGAGAAUAAAGUCUAAUUCAUAAAGUUGAUAAAGCGCUGCCGCUGAUUGUGAAUAGAUUUUUGGGGACUUCAAAUUAAAUACAAGUCUUCUUUUAUCUACAUCUACUAGAAGUACUACAUGAUCAAAUGGCUAAUCCUCAAAAGAAAUGUCAAAUUGAAAUAAACCCUUUAACAUCAGAUCCAACCAUGGCUUGGGAUAUUAUCAAAUCAACUCAGAAUGUCAAAUCAAUUAAACUGGCUGAUCCAAAUACACCUGUUGAUCCCAACCAAAUUCGGUUUGUAUGCUUGUCUGACACGCAUGGCAAAGUAGAAGAAAAAGAGUCAUUUGUCCCCCCUGGGGAUGUUCUGCUGCAUGCUGGGGACUUCAUAUCCUCUGGCGAUAUGGAAUCUAUUCACAAGUUUGAUACCUUUCUUGGUAGACUACCUCACAAAACUAAAAUAGUUAUUGCUGGGAAUCAUGAAAUUGCAAUGGACACUGACCUUUGUAAGAGUAGAAAAAUGAAAGUAUAUUCACAUUUUGGGUUACAGAUAGCUCCCUCUGUGCUUAACAGAUACAAUGUGAGUUGUAGCAGGGAUAUUCUUCAACAUUGUAUUUACCUGCAAGAUUCUAGUGUUGAAGUCUGUGGUGUUAAGAUUUAUGGAUCUCCAUGGCAGCCAGAGUAUUGUGGCUGGGCUUUUAACCUGCCACGAGGUCAACAGCUAGCUGAGAAGUGGGACUUGAUACCUGAUGACAUUGACAUUUUAAUAACACACACUCCUCCACUAGGUUAUGGUGACUUGUGUACUAGUCAGAUAAGAGCAGGCUGUGCAGAACUACUGACCACUGUGCAGAACAGAGUCAAGCCAAAGUAUCAUUUGUUUGGACAUAUCCAUGAAGGUUACAGUAUAACAACAAAUGGACAGACCAUAUUUAUCAAUGCAUCCAACUGCACAAAGGGCUACAAACUACUUCAUGAGCCAAUAGUUUUUGAUUAUCCAAUUCCAGAAGGCCAUUUCAAAUCAGAGCUAGACAGGCUACCAGUCAACAACAUUGGUUGUUAAACUAGACAUUUAGAUCCUAUUUUAUUGUAUAUUUGAUGAGAACCAUUUUUUAAACAAAUGAAACUUGAGAACCUGUAAUCAAAAUGUUAAUUUAUAUAUGGUCUCCUUCAGUCAUGUAGCGACUAUGGAUCAUCUCAUGGAAAAUGUAAAUUUCUGUAAAUGUUUAUAAACUAUUUUUUUUUUAAGAAAAAUAAUUGUGAGAAUACAAAGAAAAAAACAAUUUUUGUUUUACAA
This is a messenger RNA of Biomphalaria glabrata, 1469 nucleotides long. Its product is annotated as UPF0046 protein T07D4.2-like. The record is from RefSeq and is a predicted model, not a curated record. Gene Ontology annotation, molecular function: hydrolase activity. The coding region runs from base 321 to 1235 and encodes 304 amino acids. NCBI's taxonomy places the organism in Eukaryota, Metazoa, Mollusca, Gastropoda, Planorbidae. The transcript is spliced from 9 exons.